AUGGGUCAGUCACAGUCCAAGAGCGGUUCACGUACGCCAACGGGACCGGGCGACUCGCUGCAGUCGUAUCCCUCGUUCUCCCGAUCAGAUACCAAGGAGUCUCUGCGAUCGCUGCGGGGUUCCAUUCGGAGCAAGAUCCCUGGAGCGGGCAAGGGUGGCAGCGACAGUCCCAGGGGGUCCACGGCUGGGUUGGACACCGACAAGUCUGAUGCAGGUUCAGUAAAGUCUACCAACAGCACGCGCUCAGCUCGAGCAAACAGAGCUCCGUCGAACGCAUCAAGCCAAAGCCAAGCUCAGUCCCCGGGCUCUGCGGUAUCCGAUGCAGAUGCUGUUCCAGAUCCUCCUCCAUCUCCUUCCCAGUCGACGUCGUUGAAUCGAGGCCAUAAGGAUGUGGGUGCUGCACAGCAGGCAGGCGAGGUUGACCUGGUGUCCGACGCGCCCCCGUCCGUCCCCCCAAUGACGCCUCUGGCCCCGGGCGAAUCCAUUCUCAUCAAGCACGAGAAUCAGCUCAACCCGAUAAUGCAGGAGAUCCUAGCUAUUGAACAGGCCAGCAACUCUCCCGGGGUGGGAAUGGGAAUGGGCGCAUUGAAGUCGAUUGAUCUGGAUGAUAUGAUCUCACGUCUCCUCGAUGCGGGUUAUUCCACGAAAGUCACUAAAGCGGUAUGCUUGAAGAAUGCUGAAAUCACGGCAAUCUGUACUGCUGCUCGCGAGCUGUUGCUGUCCCAGCCUGCUCUGGUUGAACUGUCUGCGCCUGUGAAGAUUGUUGGUGACGUCCAUGGUCAGUAUACGGACCUGAUCAGACUCUUCGAGAUGUGCGGAUUCCCACCUGCAGCAAACUACCUCUUCCUGGGCGACUACGUCGACCGUGGUAAACAAUCUCUCGAGACGAUCCUUCUUUUGCUGUGCUAUAAGCUCAAAUACCCUGAGAACUUCUUCCUGCUCCGUGGAAACCACGAAUGCGCCAAUGUCACUCGCGUGUAUGGUUUCUAUGAUGAGUGUAAGCGGCGCUGCAACAUCAAGGUCUGGAAGACGUUCAUCGAUACUUUCAACUGCCUCCCCAUCGCAUCUAUCGUUGCUGGCAAGAUUUUCUGUGUCCACGGUGGCCUUUCGCCUAGCCUGUCUCACAUGGAUGAUAUCCGCGGUAUCGCUCGUCCCACGGACGUACCUGACUAUGGUCUUCUGAAUGACCUGUUGUGGAGUGAUCCGGCAGAUAUGGAAGAAGAUUGGGAACCUAAUGAACGAGGUGUGAGCUAUUGCUUUGGAAAAAAGGUGAUCAUGGACUUCUUGCAGAAGCACGACUUUGAUCUGGUGUGCCGAGCGCACAUGGUUGUUGAGGAUGGAUAUGAAUUCUACCAGGAUCGAAUCUUGGUCACCGUGUUUUCUGCCCCGAACUACUGCGGUGAAUUUGACAACUGGGGUGCAAUCAUGUCGGUUUCAGGAGAGCUUCUGUGUUCUUUCGAACUGCUGAAGCCUCUCGACUCGAGCGCCUUGAAAAGCCACAUCAAGAAAGGCAGGAAUAAGCGGAACAGCAUGCUCAACAGUCCUGUAAGUGCCCGAUCUCUUUCUCUUCUACUUUUCUCAUUUCGCCAAGCUGGGGCACGCAUGUCUUGUGUCACAGUGCCCAGCUUUCUGUGCACGCUUGCCAUCUAG
Molecule: messenger RNA, 1650 nt
Organism: Paecilomyces variotii
Lineage: Eukaryota; Fungi; Ascomycota; Eurotiomycetes; Eurotiales; Thermoascaceae
Product: putative serine/threonine protein phosphatase
Exons: 2
Coding region: 1-1650 (549 amino acids)
Cellular component (GO): nucleus; cytoplasm
Molecular function (GO): protein serine/threonine phosphatase activity
Source: RefSeq, a predicted model, not a curated record